Molecule: messenger RNA, 2615 nt
Organism: Aureobasidium pullulans EXF-150
Lineage: Eukaryota; Fungi; Ascomycota; Dothideomycetes; Dothideales; Saccotheciaceae
Exons: 6
Coding region: 158-2230 (690 amino acids)
Cellular component (GO): mitochondrial outer membrane; cytosol; nucleus
Source: RefSeq, a predicted model, not a curated record
GCCAUGGCAGUGCAUGUCCGUAAUGCUCCACAUGUAACAGGCGGCCUUGAUGAGCAGUCGAUUGAUUAGGAUAACUCUCCCUCUUGCUUCUCUGCAGAUGUUCUGAUAUAUCUUGAUAUUUCUUGCCAGAUCCAUUCACGACUAGAUACACGGCAAGAUGAAGAAAUGGCUCGGAGCUGCAAAGCACAGUGCGACGAGCUCGACGCAUUCGCUGAGUGCUCUUGAAGAGCCUCAGGCACUUGAAAAUGCCAUGGCUGCAGUGUCACAUAUACUCAACGACGAUGUCGAGACGGCAGAAGCGGAGUUGAGUAAGGGCAACUCGCCUUUCCACAAGUUGGGCCAAGGUGUCGUAGCCUUCUUGCGAGCGACUCUCGGCUUCGAACAGGACAUAAUGCGAGAGGCUUCUGAACGCCUAGGGCAAGCCGAAUCUGCCGCCUACGACCACCAACGCCGUGCCGAUAAGGAUGCCUAUCACUCCAAGAUCUACCCUCCUGGAAGCGAAUACGCCCUCUGUCUUGCCGAGUCUCAACUUAUGAGCGCCGUCGUCGCCGUUUUGAACGAAAGUCUUUCCGAGAGUAUCAAAGGCUUCUAUAAGCUGAGGAAGGCCUACGUCGCUCUGCAAGAGAUUGCGGAUGCUGAAAAGAGAUAUCUGAAGGGAAGAAGCUCGACUUCUGUGGGCAGCACGAGUACAAAGUCUACAGUCAACUCGGCUCCAUCCGUUGCCUCUACAUCAAACGCACCCUCAGUGUCAGGUCAAACCCUUGUCGCUCAGGACGAAGAUGAUGAUGACGAUUUCGUGGAUGCCGAUGAGAGCAUUGCCGCUGCUGCCACCCCGACAACAUAUCAAGGCCACCUGGAGUCGAAGGAACUAGAGUCAAAGCUGGGAAACCUAUCGAUUAGACCUGCAUCGUCAUCCACCCAGGUUCCUGCAGCACCAGUCAUAGAAGAGGACGACUUUAGUGAAUUCAGCAACCACCCUGUCGACCUCUUCAUUCAUUCUGGUUCCAACCUCUGCUUUGGCCUUUUACAAUUGAUGCUAUCCUUGAUCCCACCAGCCUUUUCGAAGCUAUUGUAUAUCAUCGGUUUCAAGGGUGACCGCGAGCUCGGUAUCCAGAUGCUGUGGCGGGCAACACAGUAUUCCAACGUCAAUGGAGCCAUGGCAGGUCUGAUUGCACUCGGUUACUACAACGUCACUGUUGGCUUCUGCGACAUCACUACUUCCGAUGCUUAUCCCAAGGAGCGUUUGACCACCUUGCUGUUCCAGAUGCGCAAGCGCUAUCCCGAGUCCCGUCUAUGGAGGCUCGAAGAAGCGAGAAUGAUGGCUGCCGACAAGCAGCUAGAAGAUGCUGUCAAGAUGUGCGGUACCGACGAAAAGUCUCCACUCAAACAAGUCGAAGCUCUACAGUGGUUCGAGAAGAGUCUGAACUGCAUGUAUCUGCACAGAUACGAAGAAUGUGCUACUUCCUUCUUGACAUGCGUGGAACUUAACAACUGGUCCCAUGGCCUAUACUACUACAUUGCCGGCGCAUGCUACGUCGAACUCUACCGCGAAGCCAAAUCCGUCGAUGCAGGUAGAGCAAAACGCUACGCCGAUCGCGCCACAGAACUCCUACGCAAAGUCCCCGUCCACGCGGGCAAGAAACGCUUCAUGGCCCGCCAACUGCCCUUCGACGCCUUUGUAACCCGCAAAAUCAACAAGUGGGAAGAACGCUCAAAGACGCGUGGUAUCGCUUUCGUGGACGCCGUGGGUGUUGCGCCAGUAGAGGAGAUCAUCUACUUCUGGGCUGGGUUCAAGAGGAUGAGAAAGGAACAUCUCGUGCACAGUCUCGAGCGCUUGGCUUGGAGCGAGCAAAACGGCUGUCAUGAUAAUGCUGUCGAUGAGUUGGCUACGUUAUCGCUUCUUCGCGCUACAGUCACCAGAUGGCUCGGGGACACAGCAACCGCUCGACAAAUCCUGGAAACACAAGUGUUGAACCACGAAUGGAGUGAGUUCAAAGGCGGAAACAAAGACAAUUGGUCGCUACCAGUGGCGCAUUACGAGAUGUCUGUCAUUGAAUGGAUAGAUGCUGGUGGUGAGAGAGGCAACAAACAGCAGUUGGAAAUCUGCUCGAGAUGGGUGGAGAAGGCUGCGAAAUGGGAGGCCUAUGAUUUGGAUGCCAGAGUCGGUCUCAAAGUCACCACAGCAAGGGAGACGUUGAAGAAAUGCGGCAUCACUAGCGUCACUGCUUGAACAUGUUUUGUCUCUGCAUCGAGCCGCACGCAUGCAUGGGGAAAAAACUUGAAACGGCAUUUUUUUUUUGCAUUUCUUGCAUAUUUCAAGAGGAUCUGGGGUUUAAAAGGAUUUGGGUGCGGAUCUUGGAGUGUAAGGUGGAGAUUUAGUGUGGACUGUCUGAGCGAGUGAGUGGUGCUUUGUGAAUUAGAUCUAGCGGUGGAGCGGUGGUAUACCUUGUCUCCUCUUUAUGCAUUCACUUCUCUUGUAUCUCCUACCGUGAUAUUUGGUAUUUGGUGUUUCAUGUUUCCUACACUCAACCGUAGUCGUCCGCGCCCAUGAUAGCGGUGAAAGAGUUUGCAUCAUCCUACCAACCAUUGUCUAAGCCAUCCAUCCCUCCUUGCUC